This is a messenger RNA of Aspergillus novofumigatus IBT 16806, 1250 nucleotides long. RefSeq names its product Bromodomain associated domain protein. Gene Ontology annotation, molecular function: protein heterodimerization activity. The record is from RefSeq and is a predicted model, not a curated record. NCBI's taxonomy places the organism in Eukaryota, Fungi, Ascomycota, Eurotiomycetes, Eurotiales, Aspergillaceae. The transcript has a single exon. Bases 125 to 778 code for a protein of 217 amino acids.
AAUAAUCCAACAACACUGAUCAGUUCACAGUUGUCCCUUUGUUACUCGAUCGGUAUAUCUCUGCUACAGCUUGCCAAUCAUCUUUUAUCUUAUUUGCUAUAUUCUACCGACCGGGAGUAGCAUCAUGUCCGGGCCCAACCUACACAAUGCUCUCCUCCGCCCACCCAUUAUUCAGAUCUUGCGCGCAGCUGGCUUCCAUGCCACGCGUCCGUCCGUCUUGGAUACACUAGCCGAUCUCACAGCUCGGUAUAUGAUGAUCCUCGCAUCCUCUGUUGCAUCUCACGCUGCAAAUGCUCACCCGGACGAUCCUGCUCCUGCGCCGGUGCUAGAAGACGUCUACCAAGCACUUCAGGACGUUGGCGCACUACGACCGCAAUUGCGCGAAUGGGAGGAGGAUUGGCAAGGCGAGGAAGAUAUACGGGGACUGGAAAACUUCUUGGGUUGGUUCACCGGGCCGGCAAACCGUGAAAUCCGGCGAGUGGCAGGCUUCCUACCUAGCGAGGGUGACAUGAUCGACCCCGAGUCCGUGGAGAAGGAGGAUUUCCUUACAGCCCUGAAGAAAAAGCACAGCAAAACAGGUGAGGAGUCUCGGUACGCGGGUACUGUACUUGGGAAAAGCGCCGAGGAGCAUCCGAUCGUGAUAGAAGGAGGUGCUCCCAGCAUCCAAGAAUGGAGCCAUCAAGUGCGGUCGCGGGCGCCAUAUGUUGCCGAGAGCGACUCGUCUGGUGUCAGUAGUGCACCCAGCAAUUUGUCAGAAGCAGAUGGUAUGGAAGUGUGAGGAUGCACGAGGUCACCCGACAGUCAAUCAGAUACUCAAACCGAACGUACAUACAUCGAUAAGAGGUUCACCAAAACUAUGGCCACCACCGACGAUCAAGGGCAACCCUCAACCAGCUCAGAGUCGUCGAAGUCCGCCUUCACAUCGCAUCAUGCGACUCAGUCAGAUUUCAGUAUGAAAGCUGAACCAAAUCAGGGCCAGGCACACACUUGUUCUUCGGCCCAUUCUGCACCUGGGGCGACUGACUGAUCUACUUCACGAUCGAGAUCGAGAUCCAAGCCUUGGCCAGGCAAACGACCGGACAGGGCUGACAACACGACUUGUCUCUCCCCGGAAUAUACUAUGAUCUUGCGAGAUCAUGAAAUCCCCCUGACAGGUCAAUCCGUGGUUACGCCAGUUUCAGCAACCAGAGAUAGCUUAUAUCUAGGUCAUGUACUUAGCCAUGAAGUGAAGCUAAAUACCAACAUGCUCU